Molecule: messenger RNA, 839 nt
Organism: Zingiber officinale
Lineage: Eukaryota; Viridiplantae; Streptophyta; Magnoliopsida; Zingiberales; Zingiberaceae
Product: F-box protein GID2-like
Exons: 1
Coding region: 50-616 (188 amino acids)
Biological process (GO): regulation of gibberellic acid mediated signaling pathway; gibberellic acid mediated signaling pathway
Cellular component (GO): SCF ubiquitin ligase complex
Molecular function (GO): protein binding
Source: RefSeq, a predicted model, not a curated record
ACAAUAAUUUCGCCUCGAUUUAAUCUCAAGAGAUCGAGGCGGAGGAGCGAUGAAGAGGCCUUCGAUCGAGGUUUCCGGCGGUGGCAGCGGCGAACUUCUCCUCGACGAGGAUAACAACAAGAGGUCCAGAUCCGGCGGCGUGUACAUCGAAGCGGUGGCUCCGGAGGAAGAGGGACCGCCAGCCGUGGCGGAGCUCGGGGAGGACCUGGUGCUCGAGGUCCUGAAGCGGGCGGACGCGUGGACUUUGGGGAAGGCCGCGUGCGUGAGCCGGAGGUGGCGGAGGCUGGCGGAGGACGAGGGGCUCUGGGAGGCGGUGUGCACUCGCGACUGGGUCAAGGUGCCCUGCGGCAAGCAGCAGCUCCGAUCGGUGGUGCUCGCGCUCGGAGGAUUUCGCCGCCUUCACUCGCUUUACAUCCUCCCAUUCCUCGCCCCCUCCGCCCGCCGGCCUGGCUCCGGUUCCCUCGCGCUCGCCCUCCAGCCGCCAGUGUCUGGGCGGUCGCGCCAUCAGCCCCGGUGGGGCAAGGACGAGGUCCAGCUCUCGCUGUCUCUCCUCUCCAUCGGUUUCUUUGAGAAGAUGAAUCCCAACAACAGCACUCGCCGCCUCGGCGGCGGGUGACGCUGGAUAAUAGACCAGCAAAUCCAGUCGCCGCCGGCCCCGCCGUCGCUUCCUCCAUAAACCCCUCCCACUACUUUCCAUUGUCUUAGGCUCUUAGCCUCUGUUAUUGCUCUAAAAAUCCAAUUUUUAUCAGUUGCUGCUGCUGCUGUGUUAAAAGUGCUACCUUCUUCAGAGUAAAUGUAAAUCUUUCAGCAAGAAAUUUUGGAUUGUCUGCUUUUGUUUU